Messenger RNA from Malassezia pachydermatis, 462 nucleotides. RefSeq lists its product as hypothetical. Bases 1 to 462 code for a protein of 153 amino acids. The record is from RefSeq and is a predicted model, not a curated record. The transcript is spliced from 3 exons. Lineage: Eukaryota; Fungi; Basidiomycota; Malasseziomycetes; Malasseziales; Malasseziaceae.
AUGAAGCGAUUUGCCACUGUCCUGCUCCUUCUUGUGUCGGUCGUCGUUGCCGCCGACGUAAGCAACGCGGUCGGCCAAGGUGCGGCCUCUGUAUUUGGUGAUGUGACGAAAUUUGGCGGCGGCGCUGUCAGCACUGUGAUGUCGGGCGUCGGUCAGGGCGGCUCUGCUGUGGCCUCCGGCGCGUCGCAAGGAAACACUGGUGCACAAUCGGGAUUGUGCAGCGGUGACGCCACAUGCCGUGGUGAGCCGACUGUCUCUGCCACCAACCCCAACCAGUCGUACAACGGUGGUGUAGGCACGAUCCACAGUGCCGGCGAGAGUGCGCCGGGUGCAUCGUUAAAAAGCGGUGCUGCCGUGGCUAGCACAGCGACAAGCUCGUCGUCCAAGUCGAUCCCUUCGUCUGUCCUGAUCCUCAGUGCUACGCUGGCUGGCACCAUCGGUGCUUUGGCCAUCUUCCUGUAG